Molecule: messenger RNA, 7166 nt
Organism: Triplophysa rosa
Lineage: Eukaryota; Metazoa; Chordata; Actinopteri; Cypriniformes; Nemacheilidae
Gene: mrc2
Product: mannose receptor, C type 2
Exons: 29
Coding region: 252-4670 (1472 amino acids)
Molecular function (GO): signaling receptor activity
Source: RefSeq, a predicted model, not a curated record
UCUGAGCUGAACACAUCCUGGGUGUCGGGUAGUCAUUCAAACUUAUUUCUCCGCCUUCCUUCACUUCCCUUCCCUGGGACGUGUGAGUGUGUGCGUGUCCAGUGAAAGUGAACGGUCUGCGGCGCUCAUUCAGUCCACGCACACAGCUCCACACAUCCCAUCUGACACAAUCCAUCCGUUCCUGCUUCUCUUUUUAACGAGAAGAGGAAUCCGUUGUUUUUCUUUCCGUUUCACCUCUCCGCUCUGCAGGCAUGCAUCAUCACGACGACGGGCACCAGGAGCGCGCGUGGAUAAAUGUUUGCAAAUGCACUUUAUAUUUAUUUCUUCUAUUAAGUCUGGAGUGGAGCACCGCGCACUCAGCCCAUUCCGAUGAAUCGAACACUUUCGCGUUUUUCCAUGAGCUGGAGCAGGGCUGCUUGGGGGUACGAGAUCACGUGUUGUACAUGUCCUCUUCCUGCACGGAUGAAUCGCAGCUUUGGAAAUGGGUCACCAGAGGGCGGCUCUUCAACAUGGGCUCCUCCCUCUGCCUUGGAAUUACCGUCGGCAACGUGAGCUCACUGGGCAACAGGUCUCCGCUGGGCGUGUUCCGGUGUGAUUAUGAGCCCCCGCGAGUCCGCUGGACCUGGAGCUGCAGCAGGUUCCUGGAUACGCUCGAAACGUACUUGCCCGCCCCUAAAUUGGUCCUCAGCGGUGGCAACGUGACGGUCAUCGGCACACACCAAAAGUCAGGGUGGCGAGUCUAUGGCGACAAUCAGGACCUUUGUGCCAAGUCCUACCAAGAAAUCUACACCAUCCAGGGAAACUCUCACGGCAGUCCAUGUUAUUUCCCCUUCCUGUACGAUGGUCAGUGGUUCCACAGCUGCACUAGCGUGGGCAGGGAGGAUGGCUUCCAUUGGUGUGCUACUACCCAUGAUUAUGGAAAAGACCAGCGCUGGGGAUUCUGUCCAGUGAAAAGUGCUGGCUGUGAGACUUUCUGGGACAUAAACCCUUUGAUGGAUAAUUGUUACCAGUUCAACUUUCAAGCCACACUGUCCUGGAGUGAAGCACGGACCAGCUGCCACCAGCAGGGAGCAGACCUGCUCAGCAUCACUAAAUUAGAAGAACAAAUCUAUAUCAAUGGUUUGCUAACUGGGUACAGCUCCACCCUGUGGAUGGGUCUGAAUGAUCUUGACCUCAAUGGUGGCUGGCAGUGGGCUGACUCCGCCCCCUUGAAAUAUCUAAACUGGGAAGCAGAUAUGCCGAGCUAUGACGAGGAGGAGAAUUGUGGGGUGAUCAGUACUGAUGCUCAGGGUCGCUGGCACAACCGGGACUGUUCAGUUGCUCUGCCUUACAUCUGCAAGAAACGGCCCAACGCGACUCUGGACCCCUUCACCACGGACUCUUGGGCAGACGAUGGGCGUUACCAGUGCGAUGUGGGCUGGCAGAACUUCCAGGCGGGCUGCUAUUGGCUGAACACAGAUAACCUGGAUUGGAACUCCGCCCACAAAACGUGUCAGAAGAUGGAGGCUAACCUUGUCAGCAUCCACACGCUCCCGGAGCUUGAAUUUAUUACCAAGCAUAUGAAGAGAGAUAUAGAGGAGCUGUGGAUUGGUCUGCAUGAUACAGUUAUGCAGAUGAACUUUGAGUGGACGGAUCGCACUCCGGUCAUCUUCACCUACUGGCACCCGUUUGAGCCCAACAACUUCCGAAGCGUCAAUGAGGAUUGUGUCACCAUUUGGGGACCUGAGGGGCGUUGGAACGAUAGCCCAUGCAAUUACUCUUUACCUUCGAUCUGUAAGAAAAAUGGACAGAAAACCGAUGAACACAUAGAGGAUCACGGCUGUAAACGGGGCUGGAGGUGGCACAGUCCUUCCUGUUUCAAAGUUGGAGAAGAAUCUUUAACUUUUAACGAUGCCAAAGGAAUGUGCAAUAGCAAUAAUGCCACGCUUGUCGUUAUUAAUAACAGAUUUGAGCAGGCUUUUGUGAGCAGUCUGGUGUUAGGACGCUCUGACGAUCAGUUCUGGAUGGGGCUGUACAAUGAGAACAGCACCGGCCCGUUCCACUGGAUCACAGGAGAGGAGCUCACUUACACCAACUGGAACAGAGAUGAGCCAGCGCAGAUAAAAGGUGGUUGUGUGGUGAUGGUGGCCGGUCAGGCCAUGGGGCUGUGGGAGGUAAAGGAUUGUGCCAGCAUCCGCUCCAAAUACAUCUGCAAACAGAACUCGGACUCGACUUUCGUCCCCAGCCCCCCUGUUCCCAAACCCACGCCCUCCCUGACAGGAGCGUGCCCAUCGGGUUGGAAAAGCACCAAUGCUCUCCGUCAUUGCUUCAAGGUCUUUCAUGCAGGUGCGUUGGAGAAGAGGUUGACUUGGAUUCAAGCUCACAGGUUCUGCCAGAAACAUGGAGCUCAGCUCGCCAGCUUCGGCACGCCGGACGAGGAGGCUUUUGUAUUCCAGAUUCUCCAUGAAGCAUUUGGGGAGGCAGAGGAUCAUGAGCAGCACUGGCUGUGGAUCGGGAUUUCUCGCCGGAAUAGCGACAGCUGGACAUGGAGUGAUGGAUCAGCUGUGACCUAUCAGAACUUUGGCAGGGGGAAUUAUGGGUCUGCUGAGUGUGGAGCAGCAAACAUGGCUGAUACCAACUGGCUGGUGUCACAUUGUGAAUCUGAGCUCGACUGGAUCUGUGAAAUACCAAAAGGGAAGGUGGAAGAGGAACCCGAAAACAAUGAAGACGCUGGUUUAGAGUGGGUCAUCUUUGAGGAAGCUCAGUAUAAACUCUCGAAACAUCGCUCCACGUGGGACCAAGCUCAGAGGAUCUGCUCCUGGUUUGACGCCUCUCUGGUCUCCGUGCACUCUCCUGGAGAGAAUCAGUUUUUGGUCGACACUCUGCGCAAGAUGUCCCGCAAAGAAGAUGACCUAUGGUGGAUGGGGCUACAUACUUUCAAAAGCGAUGGGCGAUUUAGGUGGUCUGAUCACUCUGUGCUCAACUACGUGUCCUGGGGGCUAGGACAGCCUCGACCAAUCAGCAAAGAGCCCAAAUGCAUCCAGGUCUCUGCCUCAAAAGGCGAGUGGUCUGAUCAGAAGUGUCAUGUCGAUCUUCCAUUUGUGUGUAAAAGGGUAAAUGUGACUGGUACGAUCCCUCCCACACCCUCUCUUCCACUCAAACCCGCCGGCUGCCCUCCGGGAUGGAGCCCUUUCCAACACAAGUGUUAUAAGACGUUUGGGGAGGAGCUGUCGAGUCGUAGCACCUGGGACUCCGCCUCUAAGGCCUGCCUGACACAAGGAGCCAUGAUAGUGACAGUGCCAAAUCAUAUAGUGCAGGCAUUCCUUGUUACCCUGCUACCCAACAGCAGUUUUCAUGUGUGGGUGGGGCUUACCUCAGAAUCCCAAGCUCAGUUUAGGUGGUUUGAACCUGGACUACUCAGCUAUACUAACUGGGCCCCGGGAGAACCAGUGGACAACAAACAAAAUAAAAGCCCGGGUAACUGCGUGCUGCUCCUGAAUGGCAGUCCUCACCGGAUGAUGGGCACGUGGGCAUCUCGCAAGUGUGAAGCAGAGAAACACGGCUUCAUCUGCAUGAAGGACAAAGACCCUGGCUUUCCUUCGGGUAAGGACCCACUACCUCCAGCAUUAAAUGGUCCGUUGCAGUUCGAUGGCGUUCAGUACCGGGUCUUGCAGAAGCGUCUUGACUGGCACGCGGCUCUGCAGGUGUGUGAAUCUGUUAAUGGAACACUGGCUGCAGCACGGGACCCUCGGCAACAUGCCUACCUCACCCUCCUCCUCAACGCUGUCCACAAACCAGCCUGGAUUGCGUUACACAACGAUGGCGGGCGGAGCUACACGUGGUUGGGUGAAGAGGAGAUUGCUUUCAGUGACUGGCGGGAUGGAGAGCCCAAUAAUAUGUAUGGAUGUGGUCACAUGACCACCGAGGGCCAAUGGAGUGUGGCUGCUUGUAAUAUGAAACUAAAUGCAGCCAUUUGUGAAAUUAACACUGAGAGAACAAUAGACCACAAGUGGAAGUAUCCAGGUUUUUGCCCACAGCCUGUAGGCAACUGGUCCUGGAUUCCUUUCCGAAAUCAAUGCUACUCAUUCGUCCUCCAUGAACUGCAGCUGAAACAUGAGGCCAUGCGCACCUGUAGCAAAGUGGGAGCUAAGCUGUUGUCAAUAGUGGAUGAAAACGAAAACGGUUUUGUGUGGGAACACAUGCAAAGUUUUCAAGAACAAGCCCAAGGCGCUUGGCUCGGAAUGACCUUUAACUCCAAAGGAGGUGGUCUGGAGUGGUCGGAUAGUGCAGCGGUGGAUUACACUAACUGGGAGCAGCAAGAUGCGAAUCUAAGCAUGCUGUCUGCCAACAGCUGCUUCUGGGUUCAGAGCAACACAGGUCUCUGGAGACCCGGAUCCUGCAAAAACAGAACGCAUGGUGUCAUCUGUAAACGGCCACGAGCAGGACCCACAGCAGAUCCUGUAGUUCAAUCUGGGGUGAACAGUCUCCAUGUAUUAAUUCAGGUUUUGGUUGCAGCGCUUCUUCUGAUUGCUCUGGUGGUGGGUGGGAUUUAUCUGUAUCGUAGGCAGAGCUUUGGCUCCGCAGGUUCCUAUGAGGGGGCUCGAUACAGCCGCACCAACUCCGCCCCCUCAGAAGAAACGGAGAAAAACAUUCUUGUUUCGGACAUGGAGCUGAACGAACAGGGAGAAUAAUGCUGUAUGUGUUCAAACUGAAUAUCUGAGGAAAAACUGCAAAGGCAGCAACUCACUGAGAAAAUUUACAUUGUUGGUUUUUUAAGACAUUCGAGGAGCUGUGUAGAGCGCAGCUGAUGACUUUUAUCCAAAGGUACGUCCAUUCAGUACUCACAGACCACACCCCAUCUAAACCUCUGUUAACCAUCAUCAUCUCAGAGGAACUGUGUGGAUUGGCUAGUGUGGGAUGCAACAACAGUUACAGUUCAUUUUUGUUUUACCUUUUGUUUUAUCUGGUUAUGGAGGUACAGUUUGUAAUCGUGUUUUUCCACAUCCUGAGAUCAUUUUUGUGUCAAACUAUAGUUAUCCUUAGGUGCCAAACUCUCUCCAAAAUAUUAUUGCAUUUCCAUAUUACACAUACACACACUUAGCUAGAUGACUGGGGAAACAUCACAAUUAUAAAACCUACAUAUUAAACUAUGCAAUUUUUAUUAAAAAUGUUGACAUUUUUAAAACGACAUCCAUAAAGUGAUGUUUUGUCAGAUUUUUGGGGACAGUUUUGUCAUCAAACUAUAGCGAAAUAAACACACCAUUGUUGGCCACGAUUGACUACCAUAGUAGGAAAAAUUGCUUUAUAAAUGUCUUUGUUCUAUUGAACACAAAAGAAGAUAUUUUAAAGAACGUAGGAAAGCAAACAGUUUUGACUACCAUUGUCAUUUUUCCUACUAUGGUAGUCAAUGGUGGCCAAGAACUGUUUGGUUACAAGCAUUCUUCCAAAUAUCUUUAUCUGUGUUCAUCAGGACACUUUUCUUUGGGUCAGAAGCCAGGUCCCUCACAAAAGUAUAAGUAUUAAAAAUCAAAUCAAACUUUGUUAAAGUUUAGAGGUGCAAAACAGUGGAAACAGAAGUAAACGUGGACAGAAAUUGAUGAAAGUGCAUCAAAACGAGCCUUAAAUACAUCUCGUAAUCCUCUCAUUCUUGAUGGUUCGCAACUGUUUCUUUCCUUUUCUUGGCAAGACCUUUAGGUGACAGUGCUGUGGCCAGCUGUGGAAUGUUGAGUCAGCUAGUAGAAGAGAUCUGGAACCAAUCAGAACACACAGAGAGAGAGAGAGAGAGAGAGAGAGAGAGAGAGGAAUGGUGAAGAUUUUAAAUGUUUUUUUAAAUAGGGUGAUAGAGGAGAAGUCACGAGGAGACAGUAAAAGGUGGAGUUUGGAUGAGAAAUGGACUUUAAGUAAGCAGGAGUUACUGGAACCGCUGGGACUGUAAGGAAAAUACUGCCCCCUACUUGAUAUUUGCACAAUGUCUAAGUGAAUUUUAUUGCUGUGCUGUUUGCCAAAGAAAUCAAUUGUCAACAUUACUAAUGUGUAAAUGUCACAUGUUGGUCACAAUGGUUUAGAAAACAAGCACAGUACUGCUUCACAUGCUUUUGAGGAACAAUAUAUAGCCUGUCUAGCCAUUCUGUGUUUGGAAACCCACAAGACUAUACAUUUCUAAUCAUGUGAGGGGUGCUUGCCGAUGCCAAACUCACAAUGUUAGGGUGCUGUGGGCUAUUGUCAUUUGUCAGGGUGUUGUUAUGUGCUUGCUAGGUUGUUCUGGGUGGUUGUAUACUAGACCAGAUCUAGAUCUCCCAUGUUUCUGGGAGAAGCUCGUAACUGCAAGCCUCAGAAAACAUUACCCAUUAUGAUUGCUCACCAUUAGUUUCAUUUGUCUAUUCUGAUAGAGAGACGUUGUUUGAGAGUAGAUGUGCCACCAGUUUAGCACUUCGGCUUUUUAUUCAUUGGUAACAUUUUAUUUGCUCACUGUUGAUGUUUUUAAAUAUGACCGUACGGUUAAUUACAGAAAAAGCAUAAUAUCACAUAUGACCUGAAAUUACAGACCAAUUUGCUACAACCAUAUAUAAAAUAACAUACAUGACUGUAUUUUCAUGCAGAUGGUACACCCCUGAAUAUUACAUGAAAAUUUGGACUAUGAUGUCACUCAUGGCUAGCGUCAUAUUGCACACAGCCAUGUGAUUCUGCAAUUAUAAAUCACUUGGUUUUUUCUUUUUUGGUUUUGAACAUAAACUAGUCGAGUUAUAUGAAACGCAUUUUUUACUGGAAGGAAAUAACUUAAGUCCCUGUGAAGAUGAUUCAAAUGUUCGCUUUUGUUUGUUUUGGAUAUUUUGUUUAAUGAAUUUGCUUUAAAAAUGAAUAAAGGAUAUGUUUGCUAUGUGACUGAAAUGAUUGUUUUGACAAUAACCCUAACCUUUAUUUUUUCAUAAAAAUGGUUAUGCCAUGCGAUAUUUGUUUAAAAGAUUUUGGAUUUGAAGCUGGGGUGAACGUUUCUUGUAGUCAUAGAGUUAUGUGAUGAAGACACAGUUUUGUGUGACUGGUUGGUUAUAGUUUUGGAUACAUGUAAUUAGUUUAUUAAACGAAUGGAUGAAUAGAUAUGUAAACUGUACAGAACAAAAAUGCAAGUGAAACCGUGCUGAAACAGUUGUGCUAAACAACGUUUGCCGCUAGGGGGCAGAGUAUGCUCU